GUUCCGGUUUGUUAAAUAUGGGUAUAAACACACCUUUUCGUUCACCAUUUCAUUUUGAGUUUUAUCUCGGAACGCUCGUUUUGAAUGAGCUUUUCGAGCAUUACCUUAACUUCAGACAACUUCGUGUUGUGAACCGGGAGUUGAGAUUGGCCAAGGAAAACAAUCGUAAACAAGCAGCUUCAAAAAAUGAGGAUGCCGUUUCCAAAAGGGCGCAAGAGCACGUCGAUGUGUAUCUUCUAUCUGAUGAUUACCACAAGACUGUGGAAUAUGCACGUGAUAAACUGAUUUUCCAGAUAGUUACUUCUAUCUUUCAAACCAUACUUGCUAUGGUACUACUAUUUUACUAUUUCGGACCUAGACUGUGGAAGUAUGCUGGAAGUUUGUUGAAGCAUCCAUCGGAGACAUAUCAGUCACUCAUUUUCUGCGGCAUUAAAGCUGUAAUAGACACUAUAAUAGAAAUUCCGUUUAGUCUCUAUUCUGACUUUGUAUUGGAGGAGAAACAUGGUUUCAACAAGAAGACCAUUCGUCUAUUUUUUAAGGAUCUGUUGAUAUCAUUUGGCCUACAGAUUGUCAUUGGUGCACCUGUUCUUUCUAUCGUUAUUUUCCUAGUAAAUUGGGGUGGAGAAUAUUUCUAUCUAUACGUUGGCGUUUUCGUUGCUGUAUUUUAUCUUUUCAUGAUGGUUAUUUACCCCGAUUUUAUCGCACCGUUGUUCAACAAAUUUGAGCCUUUGAACGAUAACGAAUUGAAGAAGGAUAUUGAGGACCUCGCCCAAAAACUCAAGUUUCCCUUGCGUGAAAUCAAGUUAAUGGACGGUUCUAAGCGCUCCAACCACUCCAACAUGUAUUUCUAUGGGUUCUGGUGGUUCAAGAAAAUUGUGAUGUACGACACCCUUCUGAAACAACCAAAACAGCAGAUCAUAGCUAUCACAGCUCAUGAAAUGGGACAUUGGAAGUGCAACCACACGUUGAAGCUGUUGUUAUUCAGCUAUACUCAAUUAUUCGCUAUGUUCUACCUCUUCGGGUUAUUCAAGAAUGAUGCCGGCAUGUUUGAGAGCUUUGGUUAUGGAAACGAACGCGCAUUUAUAAUCGGAAUGACUUUAUUCGGAUACCUUUAUACACCUCUUGGCGUGCUUUUACACAUCGCUAGCACCACCAUUACACGUUACGGAGAGUACGAGGCUGACAACUUCGCUGUUAAGAUGGGCCACGGUGAAGAAUUAGCAAAGGCGCUAGUAGAGAUUCAUCACAACAACAAGUCUAUGAUACAUCAUGAUUCUCUCUACUCUUGGUAUCACUUUACCCACCCCGUCUUAUUCGAGCGUGUGUAUGCCAUAUACAAGGCCAUAGCAGAUAAAAAGAUCUAACCUUCUUCAAUGAAUAGCAUUAAAG
Babesia bovis T2Bo is the source of this 1389-nucleotide messenger RNA. Its product is annotated as CAAX metallo endopeptidase family protein. The record is from RefSeq and is a predicted model, not a curated record. Bases 18 to 1364 code for a protein of 448 amino acids. Lineage: Eukaryota; Apicomplexa; Aconoidasida; Piroplasmida; Babesiidae. Gene Ontology annotation, cellular component: endoplasmic reticulum membrane. Gene Ontology annotation, molecular function: metalloendopeptidase activity. Gene Ontology annotation, biological process: CAAX-box protein processing. The transcript is spliced from 3 exons.